Molecule: messenger RNA, 2711 nt
Organism: Heterobilharzia americana
Lineage: Eukaryota; Metazoa; Platyhelminthes; Trematoda; Strigeidida; Schistosomatidae
Source: the annotation of a GenBank genome assembly
GCAAUUCGUGACUUGUUGUUUGAGUGAAUUUGUUUGUGACGCGGGACUCCUUAGUUUCAGUUUCCCAGUUGAGAGUUGCCAUGUCAUCUUUCCGGGCAGCCAAGUUAUCCUUAGGGCAGUUGCCAAGACUAAAUUCAUGUGUGUUCAAGCAACAUGUCUCCAGGUUAAUAUCUACCUCAUCACUUCGAAAGGCUGGGACCCCAGAAUUCUCUAGUAUUUUGGAGGAACGCAUUUUGGGACAAAGCUUACAGACAAACUUAGAAGAAACGGGUCGUGUGUUAAGCAUUGGUGAUGGAAUUGCUCGUGUUUAUGGUCUAAAAAAUAUACAAGCAGAAGAAAUGGUAGAGUUUUCAUCUGGACUUAAGGGCAUGGCUCUCAACUUGGAGCGUGAUAACGUAGGUGUUGUCGUCUUUGGGAAUGACAAACUUAUCCGUGAAGGAGAUAUCGUCAAACGAGCAGGAGCCAUUGUUGAUGUACCUGUCGGGGAGGAAUUACUUGGUCGGGUAGUUGAUGCUUUGGGCACACCAAUUGAUGGGGCCGGCGCAAUCAACACAAAGGCAAGGCAGCGUGUUGGAGUGAAAGCUCCUGGUAUUAUACCUCGCAUUUCUGUCCGCGAACCCAUGCAAACCGGAAUCAAGGCUGUCGACAGCCUUGUUCCUAUUGGUCGCGGUCAACGUGAACUUAUUAUUGGAGAUCGUCAGACAGGUAAAACAGCUAUUGCAGUGGACACUAUUAUCAAUCAGAAACGCUUUAAUGAUGAAAAAGAUGAGAAGAAAAAGCUGUACUGUAUUUAUGUUGCCAUCGGUCAAAAACGUUCAACAGUUGCACAGCUAGUUAAACGACUUACAGAUGCAGAUGCUAUGAAGUAUACAAUAAUUGUAUCUGCAACAGCUUCUGAUGCAGCUCCUCUCCAGUAUCUGGCUCCAUAUGCGGGAUGUGCAAUGGGUGAAUAUUUCCGGGACAAUGGAAAGCACGCUUUGAUCAUAUAUGAUGACUUGUCUAAGCAGGCAGUUGCGUAUCGACAAAUGUCACUAUUAUUGCGGAGACCUCCAGGAAGAGAAGCUUAUCCUGGUGAUGUAUUUUAUUUGCAUUCUCGUUUACUCGAGAGGGCUGCUAAAAUGAAUGAUUCCUAUGGAGGAGGUUCGCUAACAGCUCUUCCCGUUAUUGAAACUCAGGCUGGUGAUGUCUCUGCAUAUAUUCCCACCAAUGUCAUUUCUAUCACUGAUGGGCAGAUAUUCUUGGAGACUGAACUGUUCCACAAAAGUAUACGACCUGCUAUAAAUGUUGGCCUUUCUGUUAGUCGUGUUGGAUCCGCAGCGCAAACUAAGGCAAUGAAACAGGUUGCUGGUCGCAUGAAACUAGAGCUCGCUCAGUAUCGAGAAGUAGCUGCUUUCGCCCAGUUUGGUUCUGAUUUGGAUGCAUCGACUCAAUCAUUGUUGAAUCGAGGUGUACGGUUAACAGAACUUUUGAAACAAAAUCAGUAUGGUAUGUUGGUCUUGAGCUAAUCACUAAUUUUAUUUAGCUCCCAUGGCAAUUGAACAGCAAGUUGUCGUAAUAUAUGCUGGUGUUCGAGGACAUUUGGAUAAAUUGGAUCCAUCGAAAAUUGUUCACUUCGAACAAGAUUUCCUUAAGUUUGUCUUGGCAAACCACCAAGAUUUGCUAAGGACUAUUCGUGAAGUUGGAGAAUUAAGUCCAGAAACUGAUGAAAAACUAAAGAAGAUUGUUGUUGAUUUCAUAGCUGGUUACCAAGUAUCUGCAUAGGAGAUCAGAUGAUAUAUGCAACUAUAGUAGUACUUUUACACAAAAAUGAUAAGUUACAUCAUGUUAUCUACAUGUUUUCGUCAGCACUUUUUACUUAGUCUUAUGAACAAUAAAAAUGUACUUCAAAGCUGCGUAUGUUUAGCUGGAAAGAGAAACUGAAAAACCAUAGGACCACGCAAAGAAUCAGUGUCAUAAUAAAUAUGUAGGUAGGCAUAAAUCAAUGGAAAAUAGAAUUUUGGAGGGAAGUAGGGGUUUUAUUGACUUCAAGUUGGUAAACUGACUAGUGCUACCUACUGCGAGACAACUGUCCGGUACCCCGGGUUUUCAAUGGUUCCCCAACUGAUUUCAGUCCAUGAUAAAUAGCUUGCAACCAAUAGGAAAUAAUUUGCCAAAGGGUUAAAUGUAUACUGGCUUUAUCAUUACUUAUGCCUAUUCGUUACUGGUAUCUGAUAUCUCGGAUAUCAAAAAAGUGUAAAUCUUCAUAGAUAUCUCCCAAUUUGGUGGUUGCUUAGCUUUUAUGUCACAAACACCAGAUAGUUUCAAUUUAGCAUUCUACACGGUCUUGUAUUACAGAGUCAUUUGAAUAAGUCAGUAACCGAAAUCCUGCAUUUUACUCUUCAUUAGACUUGGUAAUUUCACGUGCAUGACAGUUGUGAUAAUCUAUACGAAUGCAGAUGAGCCUCUGUUCAUAGACUUGGUAUGUACUAGGCUUGAGGUACUUAUAUUUAAGACUUAUGUAGGAACAUCAUUUUUCUGGGUGGAGACCAUACCCACUUGCAAUUUUCUGAGCAUUUGUUUUCUAAAGUCGAACUUCAUCGGUAUUCCAAUCAUUAUUUCCAGAAUAAUCUUAAUAGAGACAAAACUGCUUAGAGGUGCUCACACUGGCAAACAUCCACAUCUUGUCAUAUUUUGAGCCGUUAUAGAAUUUUGAAUGCACAGAUGUACGAUAG